Messenger RNA from Lasiosphaeria miniovina, 2159 nucleotides. RefSeq names its product major facilitator superfamily domain-containing protein. Gene Ontology annotation, molecular function: transmembrane transporter activity. Gene Ontology annotation, biological process: transmembrane transport. The transcript has 2 exons. The coding region runs from base 1 to 1830 and encodes 609 amino acids. NCBI's taxonomy places the organism in Eukaryota, Fungi, Ascomycota, Sordariomycetes, Sordariales, Lasiosphaeriaceae. The record is from RefSeq and is a predicted model, not a curated record. Gene Ontology annotation, cellular component: membrane.
AUGUCGCACACCGGUCCGCUCGGCAGCGGCGGCGGCGGCGGCACAAGCGACGGCACGGCCACGGCGUCGACGCCUCUGCUGCACUCAGACACAACCUCGACACUAGGCCCGGCAAGCUCGUCCUCGUCAUCGCUCCGGUCGCUCUCUCCGCUGCGCGGCGGCGACAAGCGGCUGCAGGCGGUGGCGGCGGCGCGCAGCCUGUCGUUCGCGUCGGCGGUGCUGUCGUCGCUGUGCGCGGGUUCCGUGACCGUGUUCAGCCUGUACGGGCACAUCUUCCAGGAGCGGCUGCACUACACGCAGUUCCAGGUCAACGGCGUCGCCUGCGCCGCCUCCAUCGCCAUGUACAUUCUCGUGCCGCUGCUGGGCUACCUGUGCGACCGCGUCGGGCCCGCGCCGCUGUCGCUGCUGGCGGCCGUCUUCUUUGGUGUUGGCUAUGGUCUGGCUGCUGCGCUGUACAGGAGGGUCGUGGGCGACGCGCAGGAGGGUGGGGCUCUGGUGCAGCAGCACGGCUCGUGGACGUUCGCGGCCAUGAUUGUCGCGUUUGUCUUUAUCGGUGUUGGUACGUGUAGCAUGUAUUUGAGUGCUGUGGCGACGUGCGCAAAGAACUUUGGCAAGGGCAGGCACCGCGGGCUGGCGCUCGCGGUGCCCAUCGCGGCGUUUGGGCUCAGCGGCAUGUGGCUGAGCCAGCUGGGCAGCCGCGUGUUCUGCGAGCGGCUGCCCGACGGCACCAAGGGCGACGUGGACGUGUUCCGCUUUUUCCUGUUUCUCGCCGUGCUGCUGUUUGUGGUGGGUUUGUCUGGCACCGUCGGGCUCAAGAUUGUCGACGAGCGCGACUUUAUCGACGAGGCUGUCGAGGAGCUCGAACGCAGUGGUAUUCUAGACGGCAGCGCCCUGUUCGGCCCCAGCAGGUCCGAGAGGGGCUACGGGGCCAUCGAGCAGUCGACGAAUCCGUUCGACGAGGGAGACGACGCGGGGAUUCUCGGCCCCUCCAACGACGACUUGGACGAGGACGAGGCGCGCCUCAAGAAGCAGUGGGUGCUCAACGCCGAGACGCGGCGCUUCUUGACGGACCACACCAUGUGGUGCUUUGCGCUCGGCUUCUUCUUCAUGAUCGGGCCCGGCGAGGCCUUUAUAAACAACCUGGGCACUGUCAUCAAGACGCUGUACCCGCCGACGUUGCACUACGAGGGCAAGCCCACGUCGGCGGCCACCCACGUGUCGAUUGUGGGUAUCACGAGCACCGUGGUGCGGCUGCUCACGGGCACCUUGACGGACCUGCUAGCGCCGAGCCCGCAGGCGCGGCACAUCCAGAUCACGUCGGAGUCGACGCGGGGGCGGCACCUGUCCGUGUCGCGCAUCUCGUUUCUGCUUUUCUUCGCAGGCGUGCUGUCGCUGGGGCUGGCCAGCCUGGCGUCGGGCCUGAUUCAGAACCACGGCGAGCGGUUUUGGAUCGUGUCGGGGCUCGUGGGCGCGGGCUACGGCGCCGUCUUCAGCCUCACGCCCAUCAUCAUCACCGUCAUCUGGGGCGUCGAGAACUUUGCCACCAACUGGGGUAUUGUUGCCAUGUUUCCGGCCCUGGGCGCUACCACGUGGGGCGUCAUCUACUCGGCCGUCUACCAGGCCGCGGCGAAGCGGGCUGCUGGCUCUCCAGGGGGCGGGGACGGGGACGGGGACGGGGGCGGUGGUGGCCAGGAUGUCUUUUGCUACGGGGCCGCCUGCUACGCGCCGACGUUCUGGGCCAUGGCGGCGAGCAUCUGGGUCGCGUGUGGCUUGGUCCUGUGGGCGUGGAAGGGCAAGAACGGGUGGGCGCAGAGAGGAGUUGUCGUUUGAGGGGGUCAUGUUUUCAUGUUUUCAAUUGGCUCUGUCGCAUGUGUACUCUGUACUGUACAUACAAAGCUGGAGUGUGCCGGGGCUCGAACCCUUUUGUGGCCUUUUUUGGCCUUUUUGGCCUUUUUUUGUAUAUGUCAUUUCACGAUUGGUUUUCUAUAGACGAUAUACUGUAGAAUCUCGUUUGUCUAAUAACUUGCCAGGUUCUGUCCCCAUUUUUGUCUCGGGCGGGUACCCCUGACUUGGGAGGGAGGCCAGCCAGGGCUUGGCAGGUGUUCUGGGUGGUAUCUAUGUACAGUAUGCGCAGCGGACCCAUACUGUACCGUGUGAAU